Colletotrichum acutatum is the source of this 342-nucleotide messenger RNA. RefSeq lists its product as uncharacterized. The record is from RefSeq and is a predicted model, not a curated record. Bases 1 to 342 code for a protein of 113 amino acids. Lineage: Eukaryota; Fungi; Ascomycota; Sordariomycetes; Glomerellales; Glomerellaceae. The transcript is spliced from 2 exons.
AUGAGAGUGAGUGAGCCUAUCGCGCGAGAGACAGCGGCCGUCGAUGCCCAACCUGUUGGAGCUGCCCUCUCCGCGAGUCCGCUCUCGUCCAGUCUGAACCAGUGGAUGAGGGAGGCAAGGAGCGAGAACCGCCAGGGCCGUCAUGUUAUUCGCAAGGGUUGCUUGGGGUGUACCGUGUGCUCACCAUUCAGAGGACUCAUCUCACCUCUUUACUUUGUAUCUUUCCUUCCGUUUUUGGUCAUCACCAUGGCUUCGCCCAUCAAGGCUUUAGCCCUCCGUCCACUGCCGUCCCACGCCACCUUCCCUGCUUCCUUCGGUGCUUCUUCAGCCACUGAACAAUGA